CAAAAGCAAUCCAACCCGUACAAAGAACUUUGAGAAAGAAUCUGACCCGUCGGAUGGAUGUCAUUUGGACAGAGACUAUUUGGUCAACUUAAACAGUACCAAUGCACCUGUCCAAAUCUGACGGUCCGAAAUUAAGGUUUCUUCUAAGACAGAGAAAAAGAAAGUGAAAGAGAAAGACAGAACUCCAAAAAAAAAAAAAAAAAGACGAAAACAAAGAUAAGAGAGAGAGAGAUUUUUCACUUUCGUUUCUUAUUUUCCCUUCAACCCUAAAAGGGAUUUAAUAUCUCUGUUAUUCUUUCGUCAAUCGAAAAAGGAAUCUAAGAGUUUUUGUUUGUUUCUUAUUUCGUUUUUGUAAUUUUAUCCGACUGGAAACGGACGUCGUGUUGGUGAACAGAAGCAGGAGGAGGAGGAGGAGGAGCAGGAAGAGGAAGAAGGGGUGAUUUAAACGGCGUUGUUUUUUAUUUUAGGAAAUUUAGGUUUUGAGAUUUUGGGGUGGAUUAGUUUUAAGUUUAAGUUUAUAACUGUUUUAAUUAUGGGAUUAGGGAUUAAUGGUGGGGAUGAUGUGGUGGUGGAUGACAGUGAUGGAGGUGCCGAUGGUGCUGAUUGCGGAAAUGGAGGGAAAUCUUUCGGUUCGGUUUCAUGCUCGAUUUGCCUCGAAACGGUUGCCGAUAAUGGGGAUCGAUCAUGGGCUAAGCUUCAAUGUGGUCAUCAAUUUCAUUUGGAUUGCAUUGGUUCAGCAUUCAAUAUAAAGGGUGCGAUGCAAUGCCCUAAUUGUAGGAAAAUUGAAAAAGGUCAAUGGCUUUAUGCCAAUGGUUGCCGUUCAUAUCCGGAAUUUAAUGUGGAUGAUUGGACACAUGACGAGGACCUUUAUGACCUGAGUUACUCUGAAAUGUCAUUUGGAGUUCACUGGUGUCCAUUUGGAAGCUUAGCACGACUUCCUUCAUCAUUCGAGGAAGGAGAGUUUUCAUCAACCACAUAUCACGAGUUACUUGGACAACAUGCUAUCUUUGCUGACCAUUCAGCAUCUGCUAGUCAUCCAUGUCCAUAUGUAGCUUACUUUGGGCCAACAAUUCAUCCCUCAUCCUCAAAUUCCAGUGGCAGUGUUUCAGAUAGUUCUAGUUUCAACAGUUCCUGGAAUGGUGCAACAUUGCCUAGUGAGAUACCUAGAUCUUAUGCUUUUCCUGCAAUGGAUCUCCAUUAUCAUAGUUGGGAGCAUCAUUCCCCUCCAUUCUCCACAUCUAAUAGUCGAAUUGGUAGUUCUGAUCAACCUACAAUUACACCUGUCAGUCAAAGGUCAAUCAGGAGCAGUUCUGAUAUGCCUAGAUCGGGAUCUUUUAUGCAUCCAUUUGUUGUUGGCCACAGUUCUGGUGCUAGGGCAGCUAAUUCGGUUGCUUCAUCGUUGAUCCCUCCUUACCCUGGUAGCAAUGCCCGAGCCCGUGAUAGAGUUCAAGCUCUCCAGGCAUACUAUCAACAACAGCACCCUAGCACUUCACCGGCCAUGCGGACACCCAUUAUUUCUGGCUCCCGAAGAUCAGGCAGUCAUAGAAGUCACACUCAAGUUCCAGUGGCCUCAUCAUCUGACCAGGUGGGUGGCUUCUACUUCAUUCCAUCAGGUACUUCAGGCCGUAACUUUCAAGAGGCAGAAAAUCCUGUGUCAACUCAGUUCCAUGCUUGGGAAAGAGAUCAUUUGCCUUCAUUUUCACUAAACCAGGUCGACAGAGAUUCAGGUUGGGGUGCAUUCCAUCCGGUUACAAGUGGUUCAGAUCCUGGCAUAAGAUCCAGCAGCUUCCGCCAAAGGCACGGAUCUGAGAGGACGUCAUCACAAAACCGUUCAUAGUCUUUCUUCUGAUAUACCCUGUUUGGGUGAAACAAACUUCCUUUGUCCUCUACUAUGAAUGAAACCAAAAAGUUAUGUAUGCUUGAGAGACGAUGUAUGAUGCUUGAGUCUGUCAAUCCGGGCAGGGUGAAAAACUGUGAAAGUGGCCCGAAAACGAUCUUUUUGGUAGCCACAUGGCGGUGUGCUGGACUUGGCUUCCUCUGGUUCCUUUGGCUUUGAGGACAUAAAAUAAUUUUUUUUUUAAUGUUGGCUGGUAGAAGUGGUGUUCAAGCUUACAGCUUUGCAUGAUGCUCCUGCAUAGUACCCACAAUUAUAGACACAUAAAAAAAUGGUGUUUAUGGAAAGAAAUAUAGCCAUAGGUCAUCUGCAUGAUUGAAUACACAUGCCCGGCAACAAUACGCCAUCUGCUAGUUGUUUCCUUGUGAAUAGAUGUCUAGGGCAUGUAUGAAAUGACUACCCUGGGCAGUUUUUUCAAGUAGAUUUUUUUUUUUUGGUCAUUCAAGGGGCAGAGCCCUACAUUUGGUCUGCUUUUAUUUUAGGUAUUAUUCAUCAAAACCGAGACAUAUUAGCUUUUUUGAUAGCUCGAAUGACGUCAAUCGGCUCGAAGAGAUUUGGACAAAAAGAUCGUUCUUAAUUUCUCGCUUGCCUUUUCGACUAAUCUAUUCUUCCACAAACAAAAAG
Durio zibethinus is the source of this 2518-nucleotide messenger RNA. Its product is annotated as E3 ubiquitin-protein ligase RFI2-like. Lineage: Eukaryota; Viridiplantae; Streptophyta; Magnoliopsida; Malvales; Malvaceae. The record is from RefSeq and is a predicted model, not a curated record. Gene Ontology annotation, molecular function: ubiquitin-protein transferase activity.